This is a messenger RNA of Rattus rattus (black rat), 1606 nucleotides long. RefSeq names its product tubulin alpha like 3 (gene Tubal3). Lineage: Eukaryota; Metazoa; Chordata; Mammalia; Rodentia; Muridae. Gene Ontology annotation, cellular component: microtubule; cytoplasm. The record is from RefSeq and is a predicted model, not a curated record. Gene Ontology annotation, biological process: mitotic cell cycle; microtubule cytoskeleton organization. The transcript is spliced from 4 exons. Gene Ontology annotation, molecular function: structural constituent of cytoskeleton; GTP binding. Bases 98 to 1438 code for a protein of 446 amino acids.
AGCCCUCAGGUGGAGUCAUUCCCUGUGAUAAGGCUGAGCUAGAAAUGACUGCUCCUCAAUUGUCACCAGAGGGCUGUAGGGGCACUUUCAGAUCAGCAUGAGGGAGUGUCUCUCCAUUCACAUUGGUCAAGCUGGUGUCCAGAUUGGUGAUGCUUGCUGGGAACUGUAUUGCCUGGAACAUGGAAUCCAGCCAGAUGGCUUUAUCCUGGAUGGUCAACACAAUCAUUUGGAAAAUCCUAAUAUGGAUCACAGGACUGCAUCUUUAGAUACCUUCUUUCAUGAGACAAGCGCUGGGAAGCAUGUGCCCAGAACACUUUUCAUGGACCUAGAACCAACCGUUAUAGAUGGGAUCCGUGUGGGGAAGUACCACUCACUCUUCCACCCAGAACAACUUGUGAAUGGAAAGGAGGAUGCUGCAAACAACUAUGCACGAGGUCGCUACUCUGUGGGUUCAGAGGUCAUCGAGCUUGUUCUAGAAAGGAUCCGAAAGCUGGCAGAGCAAUGCAGUGGACUUCAGGGAUUUCUGAUUUACCGAAGCUUUGGAGGAGGCACGGGGUCAGGAUUUACAUCUCUCUUGAUGGAGCGACUCUCUGUAGAGUAUUGCAAGAAGACAAAAUUGGAGUUCUCUGUCUAUCCAUCUCCUCGAAUCUCCACUGCGGUGGUAGAACCGUACAAUGCCAUCCUCACCACUCACUCCACCAUAGAAUACUCAGACUGUACCUUCAUGGUGGACAAUGAGGCUGUGUACGACAUCUGCCACCGCAAACUUGGUGUCGAGCGUCCUUCCUAUGCGAGUAUCAACAGGCUGAUUGCUCAGGUGUUGUCUUCCAUUACUGCAUCCCUGCGAUUUGAAGGACCUUUGAAUGUGGACUUAAUUGAAUUCCAGACCAACCUAGUACCUUAUCCACGAAUACAUUUCCCCACCACCACCCUCGCCCCCAUCAUCUCUGCUGAAAAGGCGUACCAAGAGCACUUCUCUGUGCCGGACAUCACUGCUUCUUGCUUCGAGCUCUCCAACCAGUUGGUCAAGUGUGAUCCCCGGCUUGGGAAGUACAUGGCUUGCUGCUUACUAUACAGAGGAGACGUGGUCCCCAAGGAUGUCAAUGAAGCAAUUGCAGCCAUGAAGUCGAGGACCUCUGUUCAGUUUGUAGAUUGGUGUCCAACUGGUUUCAAGGUGGGCAUCAAUUGUCAGCCACCCACAGUGGUACCAGGAGGGGAUCUAGCCAGGGUUCAGCGUGCUGUGUGUAUGUUGAGCAAUACCACAGCGAUUGUGGAAGCCUGGGCCCGCCUAGACCACAAAUUUGACCUCAUGUAUGCCAAGAAGGCAUUUCUGCACUGGUACAUCACAGAAGGCAUGGAGCUUGGGGAGUUUGAAGAGGCCAGGGAAGACCUGGCUGCUCUGGAAAAAGAUUAUGAAGAAGUGGGUCUAAGUUUCUGACGAAAAGGUAAUCAGGCAAAUGAACGCUGAGUUAAAAUUCUCAUGCUUUGUUUUCUAUAUACCUAGUGGAUAAGAGGAGAGCAAAAAUCAAAUCAGUAAGAUCCAAAGUUCUGCAUUAAAUUAAAUAAAUGUAUUAAUGUCAACAAUAAAGUAAUAUUUUCUUGUGUA